CGGGUAGGGAUGGCGACCGCGGUCUCUGAUCCGGAGGUGUCUGCGGAGGAACAGGAGCCUCUGCUGAAUCCCCGGGAGCGCAGGAGUAAAUUGCACCAUUACCCCGUGUCUUGUCCAUGUGAUUCCUUGUGAAAAGGGAGCCUCCAGCUGCUUGGUAGCCACCCUUUGGUUGCUGGAACACAGCAAAAAGGUAUGCUGUGGAAACCCAAAUGCACUACAUGAGUAGGUGGAGAUCCAUUAGGAUUAUGUAUCUUACUAUGUUUCUCAGUAGUGUAGGUUUCUCAAUUGUAAUUAUGUCUGUGUGGCCAUAUCUCCAAAAGAUUGAUCCGACAGCUGAUGCAAGUUUCUUGGGCUGGAUUAUAGCUUCCUACAGCAUUGGCCAGAUGGUUGCCUCUCCUCUGUUUGGAGUGUGGUCCAACUACAGGCCCAGGAGAGAACCUCUGGUUGUUUCAAGUGCUAUUUCUGUAGCUGCUAAUUGUCUUUAUGCCUAUGUCCAUGUUCCUCACUCAUACAACAAGUACUACAUGCUGACUGCACGUGCUCUGGUGGGAUUUGGAGCAGGAAACGUGGCUGCAGUUAGAUCAUACAUUGCAGGUGCCACUUCUCUUACAGAAAGAACAAGUGCUAUGGCCAACACCAGUGCUUGUCAGGCAAUUGGCUUCAUAUUAGGACCAGUUUUUCAGACAUGUUUUACACUUAUUGGAGAAGAAGGAAUAACCUGGAAAUUAAUUCAUCUUCAGCUGAACAUGUAUACAGCACCAGUUUUAUUUGGAGCUUUCCUAGGAGUUGUUAACAUUAUUCUCAUCUUUGCUAUAUUUAGGGAACAUCGUGUGGAUGAUAUGGGGCGGCAAUAUGGAAGUGUCAAUUUUGCUGAAGAAAGUGCUGGUCUGGAUCAGGACACAGAAGGAAAUGUUGACCAUGUUGCUGUGGUAGCAAUUAAUUUUCUUUUCUUUGUUAUCUUGUUCGUGUUUGCUGUCUUUGAAACCAUAGCUACUCCACUGACCAUGGAUAUGUACUCCUGGACCAGGGAAGAAGCUGUUCUUUAUAAUGGAAUAAUCCUGUGUGUGGUUGGCAUAGAAUCAGUUGUUGUUUUCAUGGUGGUUAAAGCACUCUCUAAGAAGACAGGUGAGCGUGCCAUACUCCUUGGAGGCUUACUGAUUAUCUUGGCUGGCUUCUUUGUCUUACUGCCUUGGGGGGAAAAACUACCAAAUAUCCAGUGGCAAGAAAUAAAGAAUAACUCCAUUCCCCAGACAACUUCCACUGAAAUGCCAACGCUUGCCUUGAGUUUGCCAGCAAUGAAACUUGCACCCCAGAGCACAGCACAACCCGUGGGCUGCCCUGUCACACAGCCCUGGUGCUUCAGUACCCCUAAGAUCUACCUGGCUCAGUAUAUCAGCUCUGAUGUGCUGAUAGGACUGGGUUAUCCAGUUUGUAAUGUCAUGUCCUACACUUUAUACUCAAAAAUUCUAGGGCCAAAGCCUCAGGGUGUCUACAUGGGAUGGUUAACAGCCUCUGGAAGUGGAGCACGAAUACUUGGGCCUGUUUUUGUGAGCCAAAUCUACACUCACCUGGGCCCACGUUGGGCAUUUAGCUUAAUCUGUGGAGUAGUUACAGUUUCUCUCUUCAUCUUGGAGAUGGUGUACAAGAGACUAAUUGCAUUUUCUGUCAGAUAUGGAAGGGUGCAAGAAGAGAACUGUUAAUUUAUUUUUUUUUUAAAUAAGCUUGUUUGUUUUUUAAACAGAAAGGCAAAAUUAACUGGAAAAACUUCGAUUUAUUACUACUUUUUAAUGAGGAAUAUCUAACUGCUGACCUUGUUGGCUGUAUGCUAAGAACUGAACUUGUACUUACACAUUGACAGAACAUGAAACUUAGUGAUACCCUAAUACAGAGCUGCUGCCAGAGCUUUUCUGCUUCUUGACAGCAGAGGGAGGGAUGUGAGCAAGUUCAGUAGGUUCUGUGGCACAUUUAAGUGAUGCACCUGUGUGCUGAAUGCAGCUCCAAGGGUCACAGGUUAUGUGUGCAUCCUUUUCAGAGAGAAGUAAAAGAAAUAUUUAUCUUGAUUCUGUGAAUCAGGAUUAGUCACUCCUUUUAAACUGUAAAACGAGUUGAGUGGCAUGCACUUUGCACAGCAACAUUGCUACUUGAGUGAACCUUCCCUUGGGUGUGGAGUUUGUUAGUUUGUAAGCACUGGUUAACACAAAAUAUCUCACUUGAAAUGGGUACAGAUCAGUACAGCCACUCCAGGAUUCCAGAUGAAAUGUGACAGCCUAGAGGAGUUUCUGUUGGAUUGGGGUGAAGUUGAUAAAGAGCCACUGAAAAGCACAGCCAGAGUGGCUGUUACUUGAAUGCACUGAAGGAAAUGUGCAAUUUCUCUUGCUAUGGUUUUGCUGAAUGCCUUUUUUUUAGCCAGAAAGCUACCCCACACAGAGUGGAGUUAGGCACAGCUUUUCCCAACUGCAACACCAGAAGGAAGGAGUAAGCAUGAUAGUUUACACUUCUGUUCUCAUUUUUGGGAUGGAAGGCUCUGUGCUGAGCAAGCAGCAUUAAUGCUAACUAAGUAAAAAGGCUCUUCAGGUCUUGUCUAGUAUUUGUAGACUUGUUUUCUGACAAUAGGGUAUGAGAAACAGGAAUUUACUAUGUUUGAAUCAUUGUCUUUAUUUUGAAAAGUGAAAUAAUAAAUUUUUCUUUAUAAUGGGGCCUAAGAUCAUCUGUAUGGGUUUGUUUUAGCUGUUUUCAGUACUGCUUGGGGGGAAAAAAUCUGGAGUAACUCAUAGGAGAGUUGUAGCUGCUCUUUAAUGUGUCUAAUAUUUUAUGCUUACUGAAUUAAUGAAAUGUAAUUAAGUAUUCUUUUGUAAUCUAUUGUUCAAACAUUAAAAGACUACUUAAUUAAAAGAUUAUUUUUUC
This is a messenger RNA of Calypte anna (Anna's hummingbird), 2904 nucleotides long. RefSeq names its product major facilitator superfamily domain containing 8 (gene MFSD8). Gene Ontology annotation, cellular component: lysosomal membrane. Gene Ontology annotation, biological process: transmembrane transport. The record is from RefSeq and is a predicted model, not a curated record. Gene Ontology annotation, molecular function: transmembrane transporter activity. NCBI's taxonomy places the organism in Eukaryota, Metazoa, Chordata, Aves, Apodiformes, Trochilidae. The coding region runs from base 210 to 1700 and encodes 496 amino acids. The transcript is spliced from 13 exons.